Messenger RNA from Lytechinus pictus (painted urchin), 4125 nucleotides. Its product is annotated as cGMP-dependent 3',5'-cyclic phosphodiesterase-like. Gene Ontology annotation, cellular component: cytosol; mitochondrial matrix; synaptic membrane. NCBI's taxonomy places the organism in Eukaryota, Metazoa, Echinodermata, Echinoidea, Temnopleuroida, Toxopneustidae. Gene Ontology annotation, molecular function: 3',5'-cGMP-stimulated cyclic-nucleotide phosphodiesterase activity; 3',5'-cyclic-GMP phosphodiesterase activity; 3',5'-cyclic-AMP phosphodiesterase activity. Bases 25 to 1632 code for a protein of 535 amino acids. Gene Ontology annotation, biological process: negative regulation of receptor guanylyl cyclase signaling pathway; positive regulation of gene expression; cGMP catabolic process. The record is from RefSeq and is a predicted model, not a curated record. The transcript has 14 exons.
GUGUAUGUACUCCUGAGAGAGAUCAUGCAAGAAGCAAGGAACUUAACUCAGGCUGAAAGAUGUUCCCUGUUUCUUGUGGAAAAUGAUGAGCUCGUAGCCAAAGUAUUUGAUGGCCAGCUGGAAUCUGGUGAAGUGAGGAUUCCUAUCACACAUGGCAUUGCUGGUCAUGUCGCUAGUACAGGUAACAUCUUGAACAUCAAGGAUGCAUACUCUCACCCUUUAUUCUAUCGAGGAGUAGAUGAUAGUACAGGAUUUAGGACCAGGAAUAUCCUGUGUUUCCCUAUCAGAGAUGGACCAACUGUGGUUGGAAUUGCUGAACUAUGCAAUAAAAUCAAUGGUCUGUUCUUCACAAAACAUGAUGAAGAUGUGGCAUCAGCAUUUUCCAUCUACUGUGGAAUCAGUAUUGUACAUAGUUUGCUAUACAAGAAGAUGAAGGAUGCUCAAUACCGCAGCACACUAGCCAAUGAGCUUAUGAUGUAUCAUAUGGAGGUUGGAGAAGAUGAGACCAAGGUACUUCUCAGCAGUGACAUACCCUCAAUCAAAGCCUUCAGUCCAAGGAUAUCAAACUUCACAUACUCCCCUCGUAGUAUCCCAGACUCAGAAACACUUAAGGCAUGCAUGUGUAUGUUUGAGGACAUGGGUAUGAUCAACCGCUGGCGCAUCAACAGGAGAACCUUAGCCAAGUUCUGUAUGCUGGUAAAAAGAGGCUACAGGGAUCCUCCUUACCAUAACUGGUACCAUGCCUUUACCGUCGGUCACUUCUGCUACCUUCUCUACAAGAAUCUAGACUCCCUCAAUGUCCUCACUGAGAUGGAGGUGUUUGGAUUAUUUGUAGCCUGUCUAUGUCAUGACUUAGACCACAGAGGAACAAACAACAGCUUCCAAGUUCAUUCACAAUCAGUACUUGCAGCUUUGUAUAGCUCAGAAGGAUCAGUUAUGGAGAGGCAUCAUUUUGCACAGGCCAUGUGUAUCUUGAACACAGAGGGAUGUAACAUCUUUGAGAACCUUAACAGAGACGAAUACCAGAAGGCUCUAGACCUGGUCCAGGACAUCAUCCUAGCUACAGACCUGGCCCAUCAUCUCAGGAUCCAUAAAGACUUAGAGAAGAUGGCUAAGGAUGGGUAUGAUGUUGACAAUACAGAACAUCACAAGCUUCUACUCUGCAUGCUGAUGACAUGCUGUGACCUUUCAGACCAGACCAAGAACUGGUCCUGGACUAAGAAGAUUGCUGAGCUGAUCUAUCAUGAGUUCUUCAGUCAAGGUGACCUUGAGAAGGCCAUGGGAUUGGAAACGCCAGAGAUGUUUGAUAGAGAGAAGGCUUGUAUUCCAGAGCUACAGAUAGGAUUCCUUGAUCAUAUAGCCCUACCUCUCUACAGGGUACUUGGUCAGGUGUUACCCAGGACUAAGACAGUGGUGGAUGCAGUGGAGACCAAUCGAGUGAUGUGGACUAAGCUAAGAGACGAGACCAAACAAAGACGGCUUAGCAGCACCAACUCACUAGACUUUUUCCAUAUUCAGUUCAAGAGUGAGCUCAAUGGAGACAAGAUGGCUGAGGAGGACGAAGACAGGGAAGAGACAGAAGCUAAGGCACAGGGUGAAGAUAAGAUUGAUCACAACGAUAAUCAUAAGUGAGGAGAUGACAUCAUGACGGACUGGUGAUUGGACACUUUGAUGGAUGAGCACAGUAAUAUGGAGAAGGGGAGAUAUGUCAUAGAUGGUCAUAGUAGCAACCGCUCAGAUGAUGGCUUGAGUGUUGAGAGUAAACAAACAAUGACAGCUGAACUUGUGCUAUUGGGCAUUAGAUUCCCAAACAAAGAAAAUGUCACCAUUUUACCUCCUUCUCUUUUGGAUAAUCUUCAACAGAGUGACAACAGUUCAGAUUUAAGAAUAAUAUGAGCAGCACGGGAGGAUAUAGCUUUCAUGAAGACAGAUAGCAUGUAUCUCUGUAUAGCCUGAUUGUGGCUAAGAUUUCUACUAGAUAUAUUCUACAUAUUCAGAAUCACUCGACUGUAUUAUCAACAUCUCUGUGAGAGAGUGGUGGUUUUGUUAAGAUAGUUACCAAAUAGGAGAAUGGUGCAUUUUCAAAUCAACAAAUCUUCUGAGGGAGGAAAGGAGUAAUGAUAAAUAUCGACUGGAGUGUGUCUGGCAGUACAUAUGGAUGUAGUAAAAAAAUAUAUGCUUACAAAUGUGUGUCCACAUGUGGUUUAUUACUGAAAUUCUGAAAUAUCAAUGUUCCAUGUCAUUUUCAUUGACCGAAAUCACUCGUUGAUUACAAAGCAGAAAUGUAAAAAAAAUAAUCCCUUCUGGAGAAUCUAAGUUUUGCACAAAUUUAUUUUUUGUCUUUCUGGCCCACUGAUUGCCAAAGAACUAUUUUGAGGAUUGAAAGUUAAAUGAGCAGUAUGCAUCCGUUAUGUUGAUAAAUCCUUGAUUAUAAGAUUAUAGUAACAUAUAUACCAAAUGAAAGGGAAGGUAAGUAAAUGUCGAAAUGGCUGAAUAUAACCUUAACACUCAAUUCACACUGAAUUCUCGCUACCCCAAAUAGGAACAAAAAUCUCAUAAUGCGCGAGACGAGAUAAUUUUCACUCCGUCGGGUCGUCAUCACCACUUCCAGUUCAGAGUCAUGCUCGCGCGAGGUUCGCGAUUCUGAGUUUUCCACCACGCUGAAAUCGAUGCCAAUCAGCGUUAUAUGUACAGAUUAUAAUACUUUUUAUUUAAUUUGGUCAGUUUUGAUUCCAUUUGAAUUAUAAAUAAAAAAUAUAUAUAUAUUUGACGUGAAAAUAAUUUUUAUUCAUGUUUUUAUUUGGUUAUAAAAAAAUUAAACAAAAAAUGAAUAUUUUAAAAUUUCGCAUUUAGCGACCGGCCUGACAUCACGAUCGCAUUCGACUAGACGCUAAAUAUAUACAGCAUUCAUUUCGUUCAAUUUUUCGUCGACCACAAAAUGGAUAUAAAAUCAGUUUCGGAAUUUAAAAAAAAUCUUAACUGACAGAGGAAUACCGUGCAAUGGAAAGCGUCGGGCAGAAUUAGUGACUAGGCAGUUAAACUGUAUCGUGAAAGAGAGGGUUGUGAUCACGAACUUUCCGAGCGAAAGCGACGUUGUGUUGUUGUGCAUGACGGCACUGUUGCAAAACAGUGCAUUGGACUUCCGAACAGGAAGUUGUAAUACCGAAAAGCUAUCCCAUAAUGCAAUGCGCGUUACAGGGAUUUUCCCGGAUCUCGGCGAAAUCGCUAUUUGGGGUAGCGAGAAUUCACGUUGUAAAAAUCUCCAUUGGCCCAAUGUGCAAACAGCUUAAUCCUAAAAAUCAAAAUAAAGCUAUUUUCAUGUUCAUAAGAAGGAGACCCAUUAUCCAAACUUGAUAUCUUCAUACGCUGCAUUUACUUGAUAUGUGGGAGGAUUAUAUAAAAAAUGAAUGUAACCAUCCCUCCGACCAGUACUUCAAAUCACUUUUUUCCCCAUUCUUUUCGACAAAUGUAUUUAUUGAAGCCAUUCUCAAUUGUUUUAUCAUAUGAACAGUACACAUUGUUUCACAAAUAGUAUAUGAAGGUUUGCUUUACAAAAAGUCAUGUCUUUGUGUUGAUUUUGAGCCGAUUCUUCUGGAUGUUUCAGAGUUGUUGAAGAGUGGAACAACAAUAUACAUUUUACAAUAAAUUGGGCCACCUGGAAUAUUUUCUUUCAAAUCACCCAUGCAACACUCACCCAGAAGAGUACAGUUGGGAGAUUUGACAAGCUAAUUGUCCUGGUUGAAGUGUUAUCAACUGAAUCAUGACCAGCAAGAUAGUUGCUCAAAGGUAUGAAGUACAGUCCAAAGAAAAAAAAUCAUAUAUUGUUGAAUAAUACUUUUGUGCAUGAAUGCAAUUUCCUUGGUAAUUCCAGAUCUAUACAAGUAUACAUAGACCUAGAGCCUGAUGCAUAGAAAAUGAAAAACUGUUUUAAUGUGUUGAAUGUUGCAUAAUUCUGUUUGCCAGAGUAUUUUUAUAGCAAAGGAUUUGUGCAACAGGCCCAGGGGUUGUUUCAUAAAGACUCAUAAAGUUUGACUAUAAUCAAUGUGCCAACAUAAAUCUAGGGAUGAAAUUUCAGUAGUGUGCAUCUCUCACACAUGAUGUGACUCACAAACAUCACAUACCAGG